This is a messenger RNA of Gopherus flavomarginatus (Mexican gopher tortoise), 3133 nucleotides long. RefSeq names its product sodium voltage-gated channel beta subunit 4 (gene SCN4B). Gene Ontology annotation, molecular function: sodium channel regulator activity; transmembrane transporter binding. The transcript has 5 exons. Gene Ontology annotation, cellular component: membrane; voltage-gated sodium channel complex. Lineage: Eukaryota; Metazoa; Chordata; Testudines; Testudinidae. The coding region runs from base 1 to 678 and encodes 225 amino acids. The record is from RefSeq and is a predicted model, not a curated record. Gene Ontology annotation, biological process: regulation of sodium ion transmembrane transporter activity; cardiac muscle cell action potential involved in contraction; regulation of ventricular cardiac muscle cell membrane repolarization.
AUGGCACCGGCGGGCGGGAGCGGGAGCGGGAGCGGCGCCCGGAGCUGGCCGGCGGCGGCUCUGCUGGGUUUCCAUCUCUUCGCCAUGGCUGUCACCUUGGAGGUCUCAGUGGGGAAAAACCACCUUGUGAUGGCUCUGAACGGCUCAGAAGUGCAGCUGCCCUGCAUCUUCACCACCUGCAUAGGCUUCAAGGACCUUGACUUCACUUGGUAUUACAACAGCACUGAAGUGAUAUACCAUGGGAAUAUAAAGAACAAAGCAUCCGAGCCGACGAUGCUGUACGCAGACCCUCGGGUUCGGUUAAUUGGCACAACCACUGGGAGGGAAAACAACAUCUCCAUCUCCAUAUUUGUGGACUUUGACGACGCUGGGAAGUACACCUGCCAUGUGAAGAACCCAAAGGAAAUGAAUGCUGAACACAAUGCCACCAUCAUCCUCAAGGUGGUCCAGGAGAUGGUACCCAUGGACAACACGCUGACGCGUAUCAUUGUGGGAACUGUGGGCGGGCUUGUCGGCCUCCUCAUCCUCAUCCUCAUCAUCAAGAAAAUCGUCCUGCUCAUCCUCAAAAAGUCUCAGGAGAAGAAGAAGGAGUGUCUCGUGAGCUCCUCAGGGAUCGACAACACUGAGAAUGGUCUGGCAGGCUCCAAGGCGGGACAGAAAGCUCCACCAAAGGCAUGAAGCAAACUCAGUCUGACCCAUGAGGCAGCAAAACUCUAAUGGCGGGGGGAGGGGCAAUCUAUUGUAUUUUGAAACUAACCAUGUUUGAGCCAUCUCUGUAUUACACACAGGCCUGCAAUUUGCGCCGCUUCUCAGCCCAGACUUGGAAUGCUGUGUGGCCUGGGAGCAGGCAGCUCUAUUCUCUCUGGGAGGAAGUGGGUACUCCCUGCGAUGGAGCUUGAGCUGGGGUGGGUGUGUGUUUUCAUGUGGUGCGUGCGAAAGAGCGGCUGGGUUGUCACACACAAACGGCGUGAGGGCACUGAGCAGAAACGGUGCCUUGCGAAGCUGAGAGGGGGUGGGUGUCUCCUGCCUGGCUCCCAGGGGUGCUAACCUCUGGGAGGAGGCUGUGCAUCAGGCAGAGGGCAGCUAGUUCCUGGAGCACAGCCCGCUGGAGCGCAAGGCUGCAUGGAAGACUAGCAGCAGAGAGAGAUGCUCCUGUCCCUGCCUGAGCAUGGGGCUGGCUCAAGGAGGAAGGGGGCUCUGCUGCCAUUCCAAGCACACUUCUGAACCAAAUGCCCAAUGCCACCUUUACCAAGCCUGGCUUUAAUCUCUUUUCCUAACUGGAUGAGGUAGCAGCGGGGCCCCUGCUGCUGCUCCUGGGAUGAGCUCUCCCUCCCCUGCCAUUUCCAUUCCACCCCAGCCGGUGAGCUGCCCACUCGGUCAGUCUGGGCUUGUGCAGCUCUGUGGUACAGUCACCAGCUGCAGUUGGUGCCAAGGGUGGAAUACGCUGCAGUCAGGGGUGGCUGUAGUCACGGGGGGGCAAUGUCAGUUAGUUACAUACAGCAGCCAUUCACCUGCUACCCUGUGUGAUUGCUAUGGGCCUGGAUCUCCACUGCCUUGCCCCUGGUGUCCUCACUUGCACUAGUGCAAGGGGAGUGCAGAGCACUGCCAGUCCGACUUCCUUUGCACAUGGCUGCACAAGGUGCAGAGGUCCUGUGUCUGGCUGCCUGGCAAACCUGCCCUGUGAGCUCUGCGUGGAAAAGCUGGGUCAAUAGUAAAGUGUUGGGGGGAGUAAGGGGAAGGAUUCAUUCCUCUCCCUGCACUUUGUCACUGGCACUCACCUGGCUCAUGGUGAGGGCACUUGUCCUGCUCUGGGGUGUUCCCUGUCCUGCUGGCAGCAGUGCUGCUUGUGGGGGAAGGGCAGCUGGGACACUCGUGUAAUUCUUGUUCUCUCCCUUCUGGAGGGUCCUUGUGACUCUGCACGACACCAUGGUGAUGGGCGUGCACCUGGAAGGAGGCAGCUGGGGUGACAAUCUUCAGGUUUCUGACUGUCUUCCUGGGACAGAGGAAAUAUUGACAAAGUGCAUCUGAGCCCUCGAGCUGAGGGCAGUGGCUGGUUCUGUGUCCAGUGCUGGCUGUGCUUUUACCUUCAGAAAUCUCGACUCCCCUGCCCCCUGAGCAGCAUUCAGGGGAAAAGGAGUCCAGAUUCUGUGUUGGGUCCUAGCUGGGCUCUGGAGCAUGGCACUGCGAUCCCCACCAGGCUGCAUUAGCAACGUUCCCAAAAAGCCAGGCCCACAUUCUGCCUUCUGUUAUGUGUGCCCAGACCCAGUGACGCCCGUGAGCUGCAUGGGAGCAGCCCCUUGGAGUCCCCUUGCUGUCCCAGCGUGACAGGGUGGCAGUGAGGAUAUUGUCACCCUUCCUGGUCUGGUACAACCCACCUGGCAGAGCCACUCCCUCUGGAGCACUGGAGUUUUCUGUGGAACUACCAGAGCAUCCUUUCGUCUUCCCUAUGCGGAUUGGCUGCUGCAGCCCCAUGUCCUCACUGGAUAUGCUGGUGCAGAAUUGGUGCCACGCUUUGUGACAUCCCCUCCGGGAGGUUUUGUCUCCCACACGGGCUGGUGAGGUACCAAACAUGUCCUCUCCCUGAGCCAUCUGACACCCCAGUCCCAGCUGCACUGACAGUCCCUUUGGGGCUCAGCCAUCUCCCAGAGCUCUGCCCUAUGACGCUGGUCACAUCUCCACCAAACACAGCCUUGUCUCAUCCCAGGGAACACAGGGCUUUACCAAAGAGUUGCCAUGUUGCUUGGUAACACCCGCAGUGCUGGGAAUAUUUUUGUUUUAGCAGCGAGCGCCUUAUCGGCCUGGGUGCUGUCUGCAUGUCCCUGCAGUGCAGCAUAACCAAGCAGAGCUGCAGGUUCUUUGCAUUGUUCAGCCCCACAGGGGUAGGGAGCACCAGAUUGUAAAGAACAGGUUUGCACAUCCCUGCCACGUCCGGGUGCUUUGUGCCAUAGGGAGCAGCAUGAAUGGAGCUAGGGAUUGUACUAAGCAUAGUGUCUUCCGAAGGAGCCAAUCCAGGCGAACUGGGGAAUCCGUUUGGAAUUUGUUUAAAUAGCACCAGCCCCGCAGGGGAUUUUCCUGCCAGCGGAAGUCGGGGGGAUGUGCUGGGAAGUGCACUUCAUGGAACGGAACCAAGCGG